This is a messenger RNA of Ipomoea triloba (trilobed morning glory), 4252 nucleotides long. Its product is annotated as trafficking protein particle complex II-specific subunit 130 homolog. Gene Ontology annotation, cellular component: TRAPPII protein complex. The transcript has 21 exons. Gene Ontology annotation, molecular function: protein binding. Gene Ontology annotation, biological process: intra-Golgi vesicle-mediated transport; early endosome to Golgi transport. The record is from RefSeq and is a predicted model, not a curated record. Bases 172 to 3939 code for a protein of 1255 amino acids. NCBI's taxonomy places the organism in Eukaryota, Viridiplantae, Streptophyta, Magnoliopsida, Solanales, Convolvulaceae.
GGACAGCCAGCAGGCUUCCCGUAAGUCGGUAAAUCUUAAACAUCGGCGGCGAUAUUUCACUUUUCACAGUGCGCUUAAACCACUGCUUAGUAAUUAUUGGUAUCAGGAACGAUCAGAUCUCAGUUCAAAUUGAAAUACUCGCAUCAACACAUGGUCUCCGCGGAUCGAUAAAUGGCGAAUUUUUUGGCUCAGUUUCAGAGCAUCAAACACACUUUCGAUCGCAUCGUCAUUGCCGUUGAAGAUGUGAGCGAUUUGUGGCCCCUUGUGAGAAAGGAGUUCGAAGUACGUGUACCAUUCAAAAGAGCCUUACUAAAUAACAAGACACGUAAUGCUGUUCUGGUAGAUGAAUUCCAAGCCGAGUAUGUAUUGACAACAGAUUCAAGACUCCGCAGUCGGUUCCCACAAGAACAAUCAUUGUUUUGGUUCCGAGAGCCAUAUGCUACACUGGUCCUAGUCAGUUGCGAGGAUCUUGAUGAAUUUAAGACAAUACUCAAACCAAGGUUGAAGUUAAUAGUUCAAAAUGAUGAACGGGAAUGGUUUAUUGUGUUUGUGUCUAAAGCACCAGCUCACAAUGACCAGGCCACCAAGAUGGCCAAAAAAGUUUAUGCCAAACUUGAGGUUGAUUUUAGCUCAAAGAAAAGAGAAAGAUGCUGCAAACUGGAUUUGCAUGGAACAGACCCAAAUUUCUGGGAAGAUUUGGAAUCCAAAAUCAUGGAGUGUAUUAGAAAUACACUUGAUAAGCGCAUUCAGUUUUAUGAGGAGGAGAUUAGGAAGCUCAGUGAACAGCGCUUCAUGCCAGUUUGGAAUUUCUGUAACUUCUUUAUUCUAAAGGAAAGCUUAGCUUUUAUGUUUGAGAUAGCUCAUCUCCAUGAAGAUGCUCUACGUGAAUACGAUGAACUAGAACUCUGUUACUUGGAAACAGUUAAUAUGAUUAGGAAAAGGAGGGACUUCGGAGGAGCGGAGCGUGGCGAUGAUCAGGCUGCACUACUCAACCCAGCAGACAAAGCACUGAUGCAGAUUGUGCAGGAUGACUCAUUUAGGGAAUUUGAAUUCAGGCAGUAUCUGUUUGCCUGCCAAGCAAAGCUGUUAUUUAAGCUGAAUCGUCCAUUUGAAGUUGCAUCGAGGGGUUAUUCUUUUAUAAUUAGCUUUUCGAAGUCAUUGGCCCUCCAUGAGAGAACGUUGCCCUUCUGUAUGCGUGAGGUGUGGGUAAUAACUGGUUGCUUGGGUUUAAUUAAUGCAACCACUUCCAAAUAUAAAGAUGGACUUGUGGCACCUGAUACGGAAAAGGAGUUCUACCGACUAAAAGGGGAUCUGUACUCCUUAUGUCGUACUAAGUUCAUGCGGCUUGCUUAUUUAAUUGGCUAUGGGGCGCAUAUUGAAAGAAGUCCUGUCAACAGUGCUUCACUUAGCAUGCUUCCUUGGCCUAAACCUGCAGUUUGGCCUUCUUUACCACCUGAUGCUUCAUCUAAGGUGCUUGCAAAAGAAAAGAUGAUUCUUCAAGACUCUUCACGUCCUAAACAUUUUGGAAUUCAGAAGAAACCACUUCCUCUAGAACCAUCUGUAUUAUUGCGUGAAGCAAAUCGCCGAAGAGCUUCUCUCUCUGCUGGAAAUGUGUUCGAAAUGUUUGAUGGUCAUCCGAGCAUGACUGAUGGCUCAGGUUCAAUAUCCCCACCAUCCAAAGUACCUGUAGUAAUAUCUAUGUCACGAACUCACUCUUCACCUGGAUUUGAGAGCUCUAUCAGUCGGCCUUUGAGACUUUCUGAAAUUUUUGUUGCUGCUGAGCAUGCUUUGCAGAAUACAAUAUCUGAUAAAGAACUAUGGAAAUCAUUGUCGUCUCCGGAGGAAUUCGAGCAAAAAUAUUUGGAGCUGUCAAAGGGUGCUGCUGAGAACUAUCAUCGCUCUUGGUGGAAGAGGCAUGGGGUUGUUCUUGAUGGUGAAAUUGCAUCUGUGUAUCAUAAGCUUGGAAACUUCGAUCUUGCUGCGAAGCUGUACGAAAAGGUCUGUGCUCUUUAUGCUGGUGAAGGAUGGCAGAACCUAUUGGCUGAAGUCCUUCCCAAUUUAGCAGAGUGUCAAAAGAUACUGAAUGAUCAAGCUGGUUAUCUCGCUUCCUGUGUGAGGCUGCUGUCAUUGGAUAACGGAUUGUUUCUGACCAAGGAGCGCCAGGCAUUUCAGUCUGAAGUUGUCCAUCUUGCUCAUAGUGAAAUGGAGCACCCUGUGCCUUUAGAUGUGUCCUCGCUGAUAACAUUUUCUGGCAACCCUGGGCCUCCACUGGAGCUGUGUGAUGGGGAUCCUGGUUCCCUUUCUGUAACUAUUUGGAGUGGAUUUCCUGAUGAUAUUGCUCUUGAAUCACUCAGUCUCACUCUGACAGCUACAAAUAUCACCGAUGAUGGUGUUAAGGCUAUAAAACGCUCUGGUGCUACAAUAUUAAAUCCAGGAAGGAAUACAAUCACAGUUUCUUUACCUCCCCAGAAACCUGGGUCUUAUGUUUUGAGUGUUCUAACGGGGCAAAUUGGUCAAUUGAGAUUUAGAUCUCAUAGUUUUUCCAAAGGAGGACCUGCAGAUACUGAUGACUUCAUGAGUUAUGAGAAGCCAACAAGGCCUAUCUUAAAGGUGUUCAAACCAAGGUCUCUGGUUGAUCUUGUGCCUGCUAUCUCAUCUGCUUUGCUUAUCAACGAACCUCAGUGGGUAGGAAUAAUUGUCAAACCAAUGAGCUACUCCCUUAAAGGCGCUGUACUUCACAUAGACACUGGACCUGGUUUGAUUAUUCAACAGUCCCAUGGAAUUGAAAUUGAGAAGCAUACAGAUGGAUCUCAUAAUGAAUCCGAGUCAGGUGGCCCGGAAGGUUUUGAAGGUGAUGGUACCCAAGUUACUGCAGAAGUAAAGCAAUUGUCUCUUCAAGAUGGAAAAAUUGAGCUUCCUGACUGGGCUAGCAAUGCAACUUCUGUUUUAUGGAUCCCCGUGCGUGCUGCCAGUGAUGGCCUUCCUAGAGGAAGUCCUGCAGGAGAACGCAUAUCCCAGAGACAGAGUCUUGUGGAUGGGAUGAGGACAGUAGCUCUAAAACUUGAAUUUGGAGUAACUCGUAAUCAGAUAUUUGAAAGGACAAUGGCUGUGCAUUUUACAGACCCAUUCUCUGUGAGCAUACGGGUUACAGACAAAUGCAAUGAUGGCACUCUGCUUUUGCAGGUGAUACUGCAAUCACAAGUGCAAGCUUCACUGACCAUCCAUGAUGCUUCACUUGAUCUUCAAGAUGGCUUUUCCCACACAGGAAGCAGUGAUGGGAGACCAAUCUCUGGAUUCUUUCCAUUGACCGUGUCUCCAAAAUCAAGAUCUUCAAUCUUGUUCUGUAUAUGUUUGAAGAAUACACUAGAAAAGGCAGAUGAAGCUAACAAGCAGCUGUCAGAAAGUAUAUUAAAUAUUAAAUAUGGGAUUUUGGGUGAUAGAAUGGUUGGAGCUCAUUCCCCUGUGGCUGAGGAACGCAGUAUACCUGAUGACACAACACCGGAGCUGAUGUUCAGGAGUUCUCUUGUUUUACAGAAACCUGUGCUUGACCCUUGCUUUGCAGUUGGCUUUCUUCCUCUUUCUAGUGGUCUGCGAGUUGGACAGCUUGUUACCAUGAAAUGGAGAGUUGAAAGGUUAAAAACAUUAGAUGAACAUACAGCUUCCGAAGGCAAUGAUGAAGUGUUAUACGAGGUCAAUGCAAACUCUGAUAACUGGAUGAUUGCUGGGAGGAAAAGGGGACACAUGCCUCUUUCCAUAAAACAAGGGUCAAGAAUAGUAAUUUCAGUGUUGUGCUUGCCACUAGUUUCUGGAUAUGUUCGCCCUCCUCAACUGGGCUUGCCGAAUGUGAACUGGUCGAACAUAAGUUGCAACCCUCCCAGUCCACACUUGGUCUGUGUGAUGCCUCCCACUCUCAGUUCCUCAUUUUGUAAGCCAGCCUAAGCAUAUAUGAAUAUUUUUUGCAUCCAUUCCUACAAAAUUGAAAAGCGACAGCGCAGAAACAGGACACCAGUUUUUCUUCCUUCCCAGAAAUCGUGUACAUUGUAUGUAUUUUCUUUUUUCGUAUUGGAGUUGCGGGAAUUUACAAACUCAGCCCCUCCUUAAAGCAAUGCUUUUACUCUUGUAUAGCAAGAAUUUGGGGUUGUACAAUACGGUAGAGACUGAGAAGGCUAUUGCCACCUUCCCUUGUAUACACGACUAUGGUUAAGAAAUGAUAGUUUAGGGGGAAAGAAAAUUUUUAAGUUUUCAUGGAUAA